This is a messenger RNA of Diaporthe citri, 204 nucleotides long. RefSeq lists its product as uncharacterized. The record is from RefSeq and is a predicted model, not a curated record. The transcript is spliced from 2 exons. The coding region runs from base 1 to 204 and encodes 67 amino acids. Lineage: Eukaryota; Fungi; Ascomycota; Sordariomycetes; Diaporthales; Diaporthaceae.
AUGAACGACGACCUCAAGAAUACCCUAGUGAAUACAAACUAUGCCGGACUGCGCAACAAUUACAGCGCUGACGAAUACGUCGCCAGCGCUGCGAAUGCCAACGGCACUUACUGGUCCGUGGUGGCUGCGCAGAAGGCCUUCCCAGACGCCCUCUCACACCAGUGGGCUUCCAUGAGUCACUCCCAAAGCGGGGAUGCCGUCUGA